AUGCAGGCGGCGGCCGCCGCCCCGCCGCCGCGCGCCGCGUACUCGCCCACACCGCCGCCGCGGUCCGUCGUGCCUUCCGGCCAGCAGCCGUCGCCGAUGCACUGCAGGGCCAUGAAACCCUGGGCCCCUACUCGGCGGGUCCCCGUCGCCCUGGGGCCCGCGGCCGAGCCCGCUCGACCUUCCCCAAGAAGUCGCAGGGCCGUCGGCCCCUGCGGCACGGCGUCGGCCGCCGCGCACUCCGACUCCGGGAGAGGCGCCAAUGAACCUGAGCCGCAAGUCCUUCGUCGUCGCGCAGCCCCACCGCCCGCACUGCGCGGCGUGCUUGCCCUUCCAGCCCGCCGCUCUACAAGCAGCACCUCGUGCGUGCUCGUUCCGAACUACGCGGCGCUCGCCGUCGCCCGCGCCGCUCGGCGCGCCCACGUGGCGGCGGCGGCGGCGGCGGAAGGGCUGGCCAACGGGCUGGGCGGCGGGUCGCGGCUGGCGCGCAUCCUGGCGCAGCCGCCCGUCACGCCGCACCACCGCCUCGUGGCCGCCGGCCUGGCCAACGGCGCCGGCGUGGGCCUCGUGCCCGUGGAGCGCCUCAUGUACAACCCCGAGCUGCACCCGGCUCACUCGCCGAUGCCCGUCUUCGGGCUGGCGCACCAGGAGAACGGACGCGCCUGCAGCUCCAGCCCCGGAUCCGACAAGCGCUCCUGGAAGCAGGGUUACAUUGAUGGAGGUGACACAACUGAUGAAGCCGAUGAUUCUGGUUGCGGAGGAGUAUCUCAAGAUAUGGACCACAUAAUGGGUGAUGACGAAACAAACCCUCCAAAUAAAAGGCACAAGUUAUCACUGGCUUUAGCCUCUGGGAAGGGAGUAUUGCCUGCCCUGCCCAGUUUAGAUGGAGAACCUGAAGGACAAUACACAUGUGAUCAGUGCGAUAAAGCAUUUUCCAAGCAAAGUUCACUGGCACGUCACAAAUAUGAGCAUUCAGGUCAACGACCUCAUAAAUGUGAUGUCUGCACAAAAGCAUUUAAGCAUAAACAUCAUCUAACAGAACACAAACGACUCCAUAGCGGUGAAAAACCUUUUCAAUGUUCGAAGUGUCUUAAGCGUUUCUCACACUCUGGAUCAUACAGCCAACAUAUGAAUCAUCGCUACUCCUACUGCAAACCAUACAGAGAGUAGCUAAAAUCCCAGCAUCACGUUGGGAGAAGCCUGAGAAAUGGACUGUGUUCCCUCAUCAGCACAUGAUAAAAUGAGAGAAGAGAGAUAACCUAAGAUAAAACGAAAGUAGUGUCAUGAGGAAGGACAAUUGGUAUGACAUCUUAUAAUAUUCUUGCAAUCAGGAAAUCUAUGUGUGUGGUACAUUUACUUUUUAUUUACUACACAAAGAAUUGUUAGAAAUUAUGUAAUAUUCAAAAUUCAGUGCUAAUUUAGGAAACAUAUGAACUUUGUUAGUUAUUUUUGAUUGGACAAAUAUUUCAGUACCUACCUGUAUUUUGUGUACAGGUCCUAAAGUGAUCAUGAAAUAACAAGCCUUUUGUGUUAUUGUUUAUAAUUGUAAGAAUUGUAAUUUAAUUUUUUAAUACCAUGUAUCAUUAGUUGAUAUAUUGGUAUUUAAUUUUCAUCCUCUUACUUUGCUUGCACUUGAAAAAUUGCUAAUAGCAAUUUUCAUUUUUAUGAAUGAAAGAUUUAAAAUGUAAUGCAUUAUUUCUUAAUGAGUAUUGUAAGUUCCAUUCCAAUACAUACUUUGUACAGCAAUAUUUCAAGUUUUAUUCAAAGGAUUUUUGUGUAUCACUUCAUAAAUUAUUGGACCUGUGGUUAGAAGGUAAGGGGAUUGUGCAAAAUGUUUUAGUAUGCAAAUGAAAGUACUAGGAAGAGACAGAUUUGAUGAAGCCCCUCCAAUUCUCAGGCAGUUCUUUUUAAAACUUCCCUGUUGUAACUCUUUUCAAUUUCUAUUUUAAUACAUCCUGCUCUAUUUUAUUCCCUAUAUAUGUAGCUUCUAUAUGUGUAUGUAUAUGUAAGUUUGCAAUGUUGCAAUGAACCAGGAAAGUCUAUUCCAAGUUGGUUCACUUACAAUUCUAGAACAUUUAACUAAGAAUUUCAUGAGUGAAUGAAUUUAUGGUUAAUUUUCAAAAAUUUCUCCUAAUUGAAAGCUGACAGACUUCUGUUUUAAUAGGCUCAAGUGAAUAUCUUUUUAAUUGAUUGUUCAAUGAAUACAGUGUUUAAGAGGAUAUAUUCUUCAGUAUAUGAAAAGAUGAUGAAAUGCCAAUCAUUGUUACAAAAAAUUAAAUUUCAGUUUUAGCUCAUAAAAAAAAAAUACUUGUUUUAAGGUUUUUAUUGUGUUGGACGUGCAAAAACAACAUCAAAAAUGGAAUUAAUCACAUAAUUAAUUUUCUGUUAAAUACCUUCAUUCAUUAUUUUAAAAAGAAUGAUUUUCACAAUUUUUAAAAUUAUGAGAUAUCCUGGUUCAGUUGAAAACAUUAGUGGUAAUCACCACUGUCCACUUUUCAUAUGAUUGUAGCCUCCAGAAUGUUUCAAAAGCAAAACUAUGUACUUAGAAAUUUACUAGUGCUCCCUAUUUAUUCUUCUCUAAUUGUUCUGAAAUGUCCUCAAUUUCUUAAGCCUCACCACUUAUAAAAUACUUUUAUUCCCAACUUAAAUGUUUAACUCCCCAUUACAAGACUAUAAAGUAUUAAUACUCACAUUUCAAAUAUGCUCCUUAAUCUAGAUAUCUUUGAAAUACAUUUUUCCCUUACAAGGCAUGUAGAAGGCAUUAUGUCAUGUUAGAAAAAGGAAAAGAUUGUUUAGCAGCUUUGGAAGAUGUACAAUUACACCUUUAAUUCGAAAUUUGACAUCCAAUCUCCACUUCAGUUUUUUCUUUCCACUUCCUAGACUGAGGAAGAGAUUUGAAUAUUUAACUGUCACUGGAAUCAUUUAAAAUCUAAUAUGUGUCUUUUCUUAUUCCCAAACAAAGAGAUAAAUAUUUAUUAAUAAUAGAAUAGUUGCAACUCAGCAAAUAUUACCAUAUUUUCUUCAACAUUGGUGACAAUGUAUGUAAUAUAGAGGUGGAUAGUUACAUUAUUGUACCUGUAUGAUACUUAAACAAGUUCAUCUUGCCCAAAUUAAAUAGUAAUUUCUAAGAAUUAUAUUUUUUUGCACUGAAUAGAAUUGAGGUGGGUGCUUUCUUUUGAUCAAAAUCUACUACAAUGUUUUAAAAUCAGUUUUGAUUUAGAAAUUAAAAACAGUUACUGAGAUAGUUAGAUAGAUAUAUAUACUACUAACGAUAAACAUGUUAUGUGCCAUGAUAUUAAAUCAACUGUCUUCCAGCACCUUGGCUGAACUGUAGGAGAGAUAGAGUAAUUUUUUCCACAGGAAAAUGAGUUGGCUAGUCAGACAACGAAACUGCAUAGAAUGAUGCUAAUCAAUAAAUGUGUGUGAAUAAAUCUUAGCAUAAAAACUGCAAAUCAUGAUGUUAAAACACAUUUUUUGAGUUCUUAUUUUAAUUUAUUGUGUUCAAUUUCCAGAAAAAAUAUGCGCUUUUCCUUUGCAUUCUUCAAAAAUGAAUGUAAUUUUAUUCCCCAAAAGAGUAACCUUUUUUAUGAUGAUGAGAACAUUUGCAGUGAUAAACACCACAAUCUAGAAACACCAGUGAGGAAAUUAAAACUUCAAAUUUGAUCUGUAUUAGCAUGAAAUCUAAGGUUACAUUUGAAACAAGGUCUUACCAAGUUAUUUUUAGUUAGGAAUGUUUCCUCUGAGAGACGGCAUUUAUAUUAAAAUUUUGUUGAUAAUUUGGAUAAUACAAUAAGGAUUCAUAUUUUCUAAUUGAUCCGUAAUUAGUAUUUUCAUUUGCCUUUUACAUGAUCUGCUAGUAAAACAAAUGAAUGUGUGAUUGCUUAAUCAAAUUAUCAGAAACCAAAAUCAUAUUAGUUAAAAACUGAAUACUCAUCACUAUGCAUAGUUUCAAACUGGCACUCAAGACCCCAACUCCUUGGUAAUUAACUGUGAAAUAUCUUUGGCACAGGUGUGUAACCUUGACAAUAUUACAUAUAGACUCCUCAGAGAUAUGAUACAUAAGCGAUCUUAUUCAGUAAAGAAAGGGGAUACAAAAUGAGUAACAAGAACCAAAUGUUUAAUUCCUAUUGCUCCCAAUGUCUUAUUACCUUUAUCUCCCUCCUUUGAAACAAUUUAAGAACCACACCAAUACUCAGGAGUUAUUUUUAUUUACAACAUACUUUUGACACGUGUAUUCAAUUAAUAUGUACAAUAUACAUCUAAUGCAUUUAUAUGAGAUACUAAAAGUAUAAUGUAAUUCCUCUAAUAUGUCUAUUAAUAACUUGUUUGGGGGUCAUCUGCAGUCGAGCUUUCAUUUAGUGCAAAAAGGCUUUCAAAUACAUACUGGUACUGAUGUUUUGAAUAUGAAUUCAGGUUUUUUCUAAUGUGUGCUGUGGAACUUUGAAAUCAAGGAUAAUGAAUCAUGUUACUUAUUGUUUGGAGGAGAAACAGUGAUUUAAUAAACAAACGAAUAAAAAGUGUCUUUUGUGCAUGAAACUCAUCAACGAUGAAUGCGUUUCAUAUUGUAGUUUUCUUCUUCUUAAUACUCAUCAUUCCAAAUGGUAAUGUUAUAUUUCCAGUAUGUAAGCUGUGUAUAUGAAGAAAGAUAUGGGUUGACAAUAAGUAGAAUGUUUUUAUAUUGCCAAACUACCUGAUUGUUAAAUACUCUAAUCAGGGUGAUGUGAAACUUGUAGGUUUCAUGUACUUUGUGCACCAGCAAAAAUAAGAGUUUUUUUUAUUCUUAAGCCUAAAGAGAAAGUGGAAUAUUUGAUAGAAUCACAAGGUGUGUGAUAUACAUAAAUAUAUAUAUAUGAUAUAAAAGAAAGAAAAAAGAGUAUAUAUAAUAUAUAUUAAUAAAGAUAUGAGAAAUGGUUAUAUAUAAUAAGAGAUGCUGACAUAUCUCAGCAGUGUCUCUUAAUAAAUGAUAUUAAUAUUACAUAUUUCCUUUCCAUUUAUUUUGUAAAUACUGCAUAUAUAUAAAUAUCUUAUCUUCUAUAUCAUGUUUUGAAUCAUCUAAUUAGUUUAUUUGAGAAUGUUCAUGUAUGAUUUUGACUGCCCCUGAUAUUAACUCUGUCCAAUUGUUAAAAAGGGCUGAUUUACAAAACUGGUUGUUGAAUUCAUAGUUUAUAUUUCUCCCCACAGUGCUUAUUGUAAGAUAAGAGAUAACUUGUUUGCAUGUGGAGUGUGUGCUUUUAUUGGUAACCAUGGAAAUCAUACACGAACAAUCUUUGAAUGCUACAUCCUUUUUCUCUUCAUGGACAAAAUUGUUCUUAAUAUUUAGCUUUCUUGAUGGGUUGGAAAUAUUGUAUGAAAGAGUUGUAAUAUAAAUGAGUGUGACAUAUAUUAAAACAACCUCAUUCCUUAUGUUUAUUGGAUUUUGUUUGUCUUCUGCAUGAUGAACAUUUGUGUUGAAAGGAUGAACUUGCUUGUGAGAUAUGGAAAUCUUGUAUUUUAAUAUUUUAAUGGGAUUUAUCUUGUAAAAUAUCGAAUCUAUGUCUUGUUUAUUAAUAGAUUAGUCUUUUAAAGUAAUCUCAUCAUUACAUCAUUUUUAAUUAUUCAGUCCUUUGUGGGCUCCUUCUUUGGUGAGCUCUUUUUUCGGUAGCACUUGUUACAAAUGCAAAUGUGACAUAAUCAUUUAUUUUUUGUGUCAUUGAUAUGAUUGUUUUCUUUUAUGAUUGCUAUUGCAUGGGCUGCAGAAAGAAAUACUGAAAAAAAAUUGCAUUUUAAAUGGGUGUAAUUUAAUUGCAGUAUUUCAAAGCAGGGCUGAUUGUAUGUGAAAUGAACUUUUGAAGUAAUGAUGAGAACUCCCAUGGUAAAUUUUAAUUUUUUACGAUGUACUGUAUAAUUUUAUAAAAGUAUAUGACUAUAAGUAAGGUUUUGCAAACAACGAAGUAUGAUUUGUUGCAUGUUUAAAGUAGACAUCCAUAUUUGUGUAUAAUUUUUAUAAAACAUGAUUAUUGUAUUGUUUUAGUUCAUAUUUCCUACUGUGGUUCAACUUUGUAGUGAAUUGUUUCAACAAGCUAGUGUGACCAAAGAUCAUGUAUCAUAGUCCAUAUUUCUUUUUUUUUUUCUCUUUUUUUUCCUUUUUUUUUAAAUUUCAUUUUUGUGCAAUGCUGUUACUCUUUUAUCUUCUAAUUUAUAAUUUCUCACAUGUGUUUGAAUUUGUUGAAAUGGAUAAAUAGUUGUGUAUUUUUUCUCUGCUCCUGGAAAACAGAGACCUCAAAGAUGUACCAUUGCAGAGGGACUUUUUAUAUUAUUGUACUGUAUGCAUAAAUACCCUCCCAUUAUAAGAUUAAUAUUUAAGGGCAAAUUAUAUAAAUCUAUGAGAAUGUGAGUGGAUAGGCCAAUGAAAAAUUUGCCUAUUAAAGUCUGUACAUUUAAUUCAUAAUGUAUAAAUAAAAUUUGUGAUCAUA
Messenger RNA from Gryllus bimaculatus (two-spotted cricket), 6449 nucleotides. NCBI's taxonomy places the organism in Eukaryota, Metazoa, Arthropoda, Insecta, Orthoptera, Gryllidae. The record is from the annotation of a GenBank genome assembly.